GUUUUGUUUCCAAAGAAAAAAAGAUGCGUUUUCUGCUUGCAGAAACGUACUCUUCGAUCGUUGUGGACCACAAGAGCGCGAAAGCACCCUUUUUAUUUUUUACUAUUUUGUUUACUAAUUUGGAUUGCACUUUCAAUUCUGCACAAUUCAUUCCAGAAGAGUCCUUACGAUGAAGGUGUGGCUACGACGCAUCAGAAGUCUGUCAGUUGUCUAUACUGUGGUGCUGGUUGCAGCCAACCUGUACUUUUACAACUACGCCAAGAUAUUAUCGGUCUUCCAUCCGCGGUUUCUGGAAAAUGUAGCCUCGGAUAUUAGGUUCAACCUUUAUGGUGACCCCCAGAUCGAGGGCGACGCGAAGCUGCAGCGCCAACCAUGGGUGGGCCGCCUCGAUCUGCUGAUCAAUGACUACUACUUGCACCACGUCUACAAAUCGACGAUCAGCGCCUUCCGUCCGCGCUAUGCCGUGACAAUGGGCGACAUAUUCUCAAGCCAGUGGGUCAGCAGAGCCGAGUACUAUACGCGCAUCCACCGGUUCAAGUGGAUAUCGAAUCAGAUCGACGCUCGGAACAACACGAUUGACGGUGGUGACCACAGGCACUUCUACCUGGCCGGUAACCACGACAUCGGUAUGGUGAGGAGACCCGGCAUACCACAUCAACCGCUACACCAACAACUUUGGCCCGCUAAAUCAGAGUGGCUUGUGGACAUUGACGGCACAGUUACGAUGAUCAACAUGACAACGAACGCAACAGUUGUUGUACUCAAUGCAAUGAACUUGGACGCGACGCGCGUGGAGAAGUACCGUCACGAAGUGUGGGACUUUCCGACAAUUAUUCUCGAUGACGGCUUUGUCGCAUACCAGGACUACUUGUCUCCAGUGACAUCCGCCUAUUUGCUGCACUGCUUGAAGCCGACGAUCGUGUUCAACGGACACGACCACAACGGCUGCUUGGCAACACAUGUCGGUCCUAACAUCGACCGAGGAUUUUGCAGUCUGACUCUCGACGAGCUGGACGCCUACAGCUCCAAGAUCGAGGAUUUUGCGCAGAGCACGAUAUCCACUACGGGCAGCUCCAACAUGACUGGCGCGAGCGCUUGGACAGCUAUUGAGAUAACCGUGCGCUCUGCAAUGGGCGCGUACAACGGCGUGACGGGCAUAUUUGACAUACAGCGCUUUGCUGAUUCGCAGCUGCAGCAGAAUCGAGGAGACGCGCAUCACAGGGAGCUGCGCAUCGUAAAUGAGCGUGAGAUGGUAGGCACUGCAAACGGCUACGAGUACCGUUACCGAGAGCUGCUCGUGGUGCCGCACUCUGGCUUUUAG
Molecule: messenger RNA, 1321 nt
Organism: Kickxella alabastrina
Lineage: Eukaryota; Fungi; Kickxellomycota; Kickxellomycetes; Kickxellales; Kickxellaceae
Exons: 6
Coding region: 170-1321 (383 amino acids)
Biological process (GO): GPI anchor biosynthetic process
Cellular component (GO): endoplasmic reticulum
Source: RefSeq, a predicted model, not a curated record